Sinocyclocheilus grahami is the source of this 1180-nucleotide messenger RNA. It is a transcript of the gene micu1, whose product is annotated as mitochondrial calcium uptake 1. Bases 10 to 1029 code for a protein of 339 amino acids. Lineage: Eukaryota; Metazoa; Chordata; Actinopteri; Cypriniformes; Cyprinidae. The record is from RefSeq and is a predicted model, not a curated record. The transcript is spliced from 9 exons. Gene Ontology annotation, biological process: calcium import into the mitochondrion; mitochondrial calcium ion homeostasis. Gene Ontology annotation, cellular component: uniplex complex. Gene Ontology annotation, molecular function: calcium ion binding.
UCUUGCAGUAUGUACCGCUUGCGGGCUCUGACGGCUGCCACCGUCGGGAUGGUGCAGUUGUCAAGACGGCAUCAUGCCGGUGCCUUCCGUUCCUAUCAGCGGCGUAGAGUGAUGCUGGCUGCCCUGGCGGGGGUGACGGGCAUCUCAGCCAGCGCUGGACUACUGUGGACAAGAGCAUAUGCAGAGGCGGGGUCUUCAGUCAAGCACGAGGAGCAGAUGGAGGAGGAGUCUUUGAAGGAUAUAGCGGAGGAGGCGGAGUCAGAUGGCGCUCUCGAGACGAGUAGCGGGGAGGAGGAAGACGAGGCAGGCACAGAAGGGAAGAAAAAGAAACCGAGAGUCGGCUUCCGUGACCGCAAGGUGAUGGAGUAUGAGAACCGGAUCAGAGCUUACUCCACCCCAGACAAGAUAUUUCGGUACUUUGCCACCCUGAAGAUCAUCAGUGAGCACGGAGACCCGGAGGUGUACAUGACACCACAGGACUUUGUGCGCUCCAUCACGCCCAAUGAGAAACAGCCAGAGAACCUUGGUCUGGAUCAGUUUGUGGUGAAACGCUAUGAUGGAAAGGACUUCUGGCAGACAGAGAAGAUCUCUCAGGACAGAGAGAAGUUUGCCGAUGAGGACAGCAUUUUCUACACAUUGGGGGAGUGUGGACUCAUCUCUUUCUCUGACUACAUCUUCCUCACAACUGUCCUUUCCACUCCUCAAAGGAACUUUGAAAUCGCCUUCAAGAUGUUUGACUUAAAUGGAGAUGGAGAGGUCGACCUUGAGGAGUUUGAGCAAGUUCAGAGUAUCAUCCGUUCUCAGACCAGUAUGGGCAUGAGACAUAGAGAUCGCUCCACCACAGGAAAUACUCUGAAAACAGGAGGCUGCAGUUCAGCCCUCACCACCUACUUUUUCGGGGCUGACCUGAAGGGCAAGCUCACCAUCGGCAGUUUCCUGGAGUUUCAGAGGAAAUUACAGCACGAUGUACUAAAGCUUGAGGUAUGGCACAGAAGUCGAGGAAGAUGGAGAAGUGUAGAUCACACAUGAGAGAUGACAGAAAAAUAAACUGAGGUUGAAAGUUGUCAGCUACUCUCACCAAUGGAAGCUCAGACUCGUGCAUUAAUUUACUACUGCAACCUCCCUUCCAGGACAGCAUGCGCUAUUCUGUGUGGAAUAACGAGGCAUUAAACCUAAUUUA